CGUCCCAAAUUUAGGAACUCGAUCGAACCACCGCUCUCAACUGGCUGAACACUUCUUAAGCACCGCCAACAUGCUCGCCAAGUCCAUCUUCGCCACUACUUUCUUUGCGCUCGCACAGUUCGCCGUCGCUACACCCCCGGGCUGCCUCCUCGGCGCCGUCAACGAGUACUCCGACCCUGCUGACCUGAAGUCGAUCUGCAAGGCGAAGGAUGCCACCACCAAGAUUGCCAGCUUCUGCGGCGACAACACAAAGGAGGCCCUGAGCGCUUUCGCGGACAUCUGCAACGACCAGGGCGUCAAAGUUUCGACUGACGUCCCUACCUCGACCGGCAGUGUCAAGCCUAGCGGUACUGGUGCUUCUGCUUCUGGCACCGGCUCUGUCAUCAUUUCUCCCUCUGGCAACUCGACUCUGGCUACUGCGACCGGCGCAGCGCCUAAGCCUACUAGCACAGCAACUGUCACAUCUACUGGCAGCCCUGGCGAGUCAACUGGUGCUGCUGGAAAGCUCGAAGUUGGUAUUGCUGCGGCUUUCGCUGGUUUGAUGGCGAUCGCUUUGUAGAUCGGGAGAAAUGAGGUGUAUGAAUCAGGUCGAGGGAAGAGGCUGAGAUGUCCUCCUGAGAAGAAGUAAUUGCAUAUAUCGGCGAUGGUUUGGAACAUUUGAAUCAGAUUCUGGAAGUUGCCACAAUCUGGAUUUCUGGUUCAAAUGUGUUGCCUGGGUGUUUACCUUGCGAACGUACGCGGAAUAUAGCUCCGUGGAGACGUAAGUUGAAUGUUGGCCGUGACCCAGCGAUGUCGGUACAGAGAGGGAAUAUUUCAUGAGCUACAAGGUUACAGCGUACGUUGACUGUGUUUCCUAGUCUCUGCGCAUACUCCAUGAAUGAUGCUCCACAGCGUCAGCAGCCGGGAUGGUGGGGCCCUCGCAAGUAACCUCUU
Messenger RNA from Macroventuria anomochaeta, 933 nucleotides. RefSeq lists its product as uncharacterized. The transcript has 2 exons. Lineage: Eukaryota; Fungi; Ascomycota; Dothideomycetes; Pleosporales; Didymellaceae. The record is from RefSeq and is a predicted model, not a curated record. The coding region runs from base 71 to 559 and encodes 162 amino acids.